CGGAGUAUAAACAGCCGCCGUCAUGCUCGCCCGGAGCGAUGGCAUCGCCUAUGCCGCCUCCCUAGGCGAGGGAGACCAGUCGUUUCUUCGACAGGCGGGCACGCUUGCUCAGCGAAGACACAACCGCAAGGCGCCCAGGGCGCCGGACGGCCGCGGCGACGACGGCGACAGCGCCCGCGGCUACCCCUUUCCAGCGUCGUCCCCGGAUACGAAUCCUGUGCCGAGCUCCUCCUCGCCCUCUUCCGCUGCCGCGGCCGCAAUGGGCCUGCGGUCCAGUCCACCUUCGUCCGACGCCCUUUUCCAAGCGCGGCCCGCCUCGGACGUGUCCUCGUCCCCUGACAACGUCGGUCGCUCGCCCACCUCGUCGCUCGCCACCGCCGACGAGCACAGCUUCACCAGCGUGACGGCCUCUUCGCCCUUGGCCUCCUCUGACUCCGAUGCCUUCGCCGCGGCCGACGUGCCGCGCCCGCACCUGCCUCUGCGGAAGACAUCCGUCUCCAAGCUGCGCCAGAUGGCGGCGUCGCGGAGCUACGAGAACAGCCUGGUCGACGCCGACUCGCCCCGUCAAGGCCAGUUUCCUGACCGCACGUCGAGCCGCACCAACUCGCCGCGCCUGCGGAGGGACAUGCAGGCGCCUACCUCCGCUUAUACCACGUCCUCGUCGCCGAAAGCGUCCUAUCAUUCCCCAGCCGGCGUCCCCGUGCCUGCUGCGGCUCAGCCUCGUGGCAGGCCGCGAGGAAUGACCACGACGGCGCCGCGUCCCAUCGCCGACCUGGGCGGUCAGUAUCGCUCGCCCUCCAUCCCGGACCUUCGAGGCGCCGCCCGCGCCAACGUGUCGUCCACGUACAAGCCUGAGCGAGGUCCUGCCAGCAGAGACGUCAGCCUGACGUUCCGUGGCCCACCGCCGGUGCCGUGGAAGGAGAGCGACGAGGUGCGGGCCAGCUUUCGGUCCGCACUAACCAACGCUUCGUACGCCACCAACACGUCGUCGGGCUAUUACGAGCCCAGCGAGACGGACCGCACCAGCCUCGUCACUCGUUCGUCCUCGCUAAGCAACUACUCGAGGCGAAGGGCCAGCAUGGGGGAGUACGACGGGGGCGCGCGCCGAAACAACGACGAUGACGAUUUCGAUGCGUGCGAUUAUAUCAACAUGUAUGCCGACGGAUUCGACGACCAGGACGGCGACGACCACCACCACCACCAUCACCAUCACCACCAUCACCACCAACGUGAGUCGGACCGGCUAAGGCCAAAGCCCUCCAGGCCUUGUGCUGACGAUCCACCAGGCCGAACCAGCGUCAUCGAACCAGCUCGUUCAAGCCUCGUCGACCCAGCCAUUCAGGCACCGCUUCCCGAUCACAUCAAGCCUACUAGACCAUCCUCCUUUCAGAGCGCUCGCUCGCCCCACCUAGGCUGGGAGCCAAGGCCGGACUCGGUCCAGCAUCCUGACCUGGACGGCGACGCGCUUGCGAGCGCUCUCCAGGUGUCCAACGAUGACACCGACGCCUCGACCGGCUCACCAGCCGUCGUCCUUCGCUUUGAGAAGCCGACAGAGGCCACAGCAAAGUACGACAGCAAGUUCGACGAUGUUGUGCCCAUUCCGCGGUCUCCGCCUCUCCCCCAGUCUUCGCCGGGCUCGCCCGCGCUCAUGUCCCACCCCGUCAAUCCUGCAGACCCAGCCUCUCCUGCCUUUUCGCCUCUGGUAUCACCCCUCCGGCCGGAUGAUCCGUAUUCGCACCAGCCCGUCUCUCCGCUGUCCACGGUGGACUUCUCGACCCUGGAUGCACCUGCCGAAAAGCCAUCCCCGUUGAGCGGAGACGAAAGGAACGGGUUUUUUGAAUCGGCCCCGCAGAGUACCGCAAACGAUAGCUCGCCGCUGCCAUCUCAGGCUAAGGUGAGCGUGAGUGCCGGCGCCGGCGCCGGCGCAAGCGCACGCCUUCCGUCUGUCCCGGUACCACGUGACCGUUACGGCUUUAAGAAAGCCAGCCAGUACAUCACAGUCGAGCAAUACGACGCGUGGAACGCAAAGUACACCGACUAUCUUGAGCGGCGCCGCACCAAGUGGGAGAUUAUGAUGAUCCAAUGCGGCCUGCCCAUUCAGGAUCCGCUGCGCUUCCCGCCGCGCUCAGACAAGGUCAAGCGGUAUAUUCGCAAGGGCAUCCCGCCCGACUGGCGCGGUGCCUGCUGGUUCUGGUAUGCGGGCGGUCCGGCGCGCGUUGCUCAGAACCCUGGGCUGUACGAUCGUCUCGUCAGAGAGGCCGACGAGCCCGGCAAGCUUCAGGAAGCCGACCGCGAGAUCAUCGAGCGCGACCUGAACCGCACGUUCCCGGACAACAUCGAUUUCAAGCCUGACGUUGCGCCUGGCGCCAGCCCGGAAGGCGACGAGCUGCCCAUCAUUCGAUCUUUACGCCGCGUGCUGCAGGCCUUCGCCAUCCACAAUCCCAGCAUCGGCUACUGCCAGUCGCUCAACUUCCUCGCCGGCAUGCUGCUGCUCUUUCUCCGAGACGAGGAGAAGGCAUUUCACAUGCUCAACGUAGUCUGCAACGUUCAUCUUCCCGGCACGCACGCCAAGGUGCUCGAGGCCAGCGUCGACGUGGGCGUGCUCAUGACGUGCAUCCGGGACGCCAUGCCCCAGGUUUGGGCCAAGAUCGACGACGUCAACGACGGUGGCCGCGCUCCCAUCAAUCCGACGCGCCUGCCUACCGUGUCUCUCGCCACGACGGCCUGGUUCAUGUCCUGCUUCGUCGGUAACUUGCCCACCGAGACGGUGCUUCGCGUCUGGGACUGCUUCUUCUACGAGGGUUCCAAGACGUUGUUCCGCGUUGCGCUCGCCAUCUUCAAGACGGGCGAGUCAGAGAUUCGCAACGUCGCGCAGGACAUUGAGAUUUUUCAGGUCGUGCAGGCGAUCCCCCGUCGCUUGCUCGACGCCAACGCGCUGAUGGAGAGCUGCUACAAGCGCCGCAAUGGCUUUGGCCACCUGUCGCAAGACGUCAUCGACGCGAGGAGAAGAGAGCGCCGCGCCGCCCUGCAGACGGACCGCGAUAGAAAGAACGGGCAGGUCGAUCCAAGCCUUACGAACGACAUGCAGCGGCCGGCUUCGAGGGGCCGACGAGGCACGCUGAGCCGGGCCGCCAGUCGGGCGAGAGGUCUUAACCGGGCGAAGAGCAGAAAGAGGGAAGAGGCUGCCCAGGUGGAGCCCAUGCCCCCCACACCCGUUUCCGUUGUUGCGCCCCGCAACUAAACUGGGUGGGUUUGAAGCGUGGUGACGGUGAGCAGCUCUUCGCAAUCCCACACAAGACACGAGACGAAUCGCACAACGAAAGGCCAUUGUGCAUCUUCCAUCCACGAAUCCCAUCGAUGCCGAUUUUCCAUUUCUCUUCACUUUCCUCCGCUAAACAUCUUCCCGUCCGUUGUCAUGGCAAACGGUCAUCUUUCCUCUUAUUGUACACGACAUCAACCAUAUACCGAGACGACAGAACGGCCUGUGCCAAGCACAAAGAAGCUACUCCCUUCCCGCCCCCCCUCCUUUUUUUUUACUUCUCUCUCUAUAUGUCCAUGUCUACGUCCUCAUGUAUAUACAAACCAAAAAGUCUUUUUUUUUCCUUCUACCUUUUUCUUUGCAAGCUCCUUUACGCAUGGCAAGAGACGGAAAGCGAAACGGCACUGCGCGCAUAUAUGUACAUUUAUAUAUAUAUAUAUAUACCACCCCUCCCGCCCCCUCACAGACUUUGCGGUAACGAAUAUUCACCACGCGGGUGACUGUUUUCCACUUGGGGAUCUCGUCACUUUUUUUUGGGGGUGGAGGGUGGGGGGGGACUUUGCCCCGCUUAAUGCUCCUGGUUCUAAAUCGGAUUCAGGUACU
Messenger RNA from Verruconis gallopava, 3862 nucleotides. RefSeq lists its product as uncharacterized. The record is from RefSeq and is a predicted model, not a curated record. Bases 23 to 3241 code for a protein of 1072 amino acids. The transcript has a single exon. Lineage: Eukaryota; Fungi; Ascomycota; Dothideomycetes; Venturiales; Sympoventuriaceae.